ACGAGCAAUCGAGAGUACUACUUCCGCCUUUACCCGCCUCUCCUGACAGAGAAAUGACAGCAACUUUGCGUCCAUAUCUCAAUGCAGUGCGUGCCACUCUGCAGGCCGCCCUCUGUCUGGAGAAUUUCUCCUCGCAGGUGGUGGAGAGACACAACAAGCCAGAGGUGGAAGUACGGAGUAGUAAAGAGUUGCUCCUCCAGCCUGUGAUCAUCAGCCGUAACGAUAAGGAGAAGGUCCUGAUCGAGGGCUCCAUCAACUCUGUCAGAGUCAGCAUCGCUGUCAAGCAGGCAGAUGAAAUUGAGAAGAUUCUGUGCCAUAAGUUCAUGCGUUUCAUGAUGAUGAGAGCAGAGAACUUCUUCAUCCUGAGGAGGAAACCAGUGGAGGGCUACGACAUCAGUUUUCUCAUCACCAACUUCCACACCGAGCAGAUGUACAAGCAUAAACUGGUGGACUUUGUCAUUCAUUUCAUGGAGGAAAUUGACAAAGAGAUAAGCGAAAUGAAGCUGUCCGUUAACGCCAGGGCUCGUAUUGUCGCUGAGGAGUUCCUCAAAAAUUUCUGAGCAGUAAUACCUGGAGAAUACAUUCCUUUUGCAAUCAUGGCCGUCACAGAGGAGCAUUCACAUCGCAGGGCAGACGAGAAAAGAGAAGACAUACAGUUAAAAUGUAUCGGCCAGUUGGGUUUGACCCUUUAUUUUCUAAUGCCCCUAUGCUCAUAAAUAUUGAUGUUUGUACAUUAUGAAUAUUUACACCAGACAUCAAUUUCUGCCUUUAGAUUAUUAGAAAACAUCUGGGCAGGUCCUUAAAACAAGAUAUUUUAAUCAAUAUUAAUGAGCACAGGGUAAAAGUAAUUUUUUUUUUGUUCAGAUAAUUUAAAUUGUUUUUAAAAAAAAUAUAUAAAUAUAUAUAUUAUAUGCACAUACAUUUCAUUGCUAUGUUUUGUUACGACCAACCUUAAACCACGAGGCCAAUCAAUUGGUGCACGUUUUGUUUUAUUACACAAGUACACAGAGUAGACCUUAUUGUAGAUUUAAAUAAUUAAAAUAAAUAUACUUGCUGGCAGUAAAGAUAAAUAAAAACAUUAUCCUUUGUA
Scomber japonicus (chub mackerel) is the source of this 1090-nucleotide messenger RNA. RefSeq names its product actin related protein 2/3 complex, subunit 4 (gene arpc4). Gene Ontology annotation, molecular function: actin filament binding. Bases 54 to 560 code for a protein of 168 amino acids. Gene Ontology annotation, cellular component: Arp2/3 protein complex; actin cytoskeleton. NCBI's taxonomy places the organism in Eukaryota, Metazoa, Chordata, Actinopteri, Scombriformes, Scombridae. Gene Ontology annotation, biological process: actin filament polymerization; Arp2/3 complex-mediated actin nucleation. The record is from RefSeq and is a predicted model, not a curated record. The transcript is spliced from 6 exons.